UUUUAUUUUUAUUUUUUAGAAUUCAGAAAACUUCAGAUACAGUAUUUCAGUCUUCAUUGCCAUCUAUGAAAUUAAUUGAUAAAUUAUAAAAAAAAUUCUGAUGCAAUGGAUAUGAGUAAUGAAGAAAAAAAUUUAAAUGAAUCUAAUUUAUUAGAUAUGUAUUUAGAUGAAUCCCAACAAGAUUCACAAUCUGCUGAAAAAAAUAAGGAUAAUGAAAAAUGUAUGAAUGUUAACAAUAAUGAAGCAUCAUCAUGUGAUGUAAUUACAGAUGAACAAUCCAAUUCUUCAUUGCAAGCACCUCAGUCACAACUACCUCCUAUGGUUAAUGAAGAAAGUCAAAGUUCUGUUGCUACUGCAGUUUCUGAAGAACAAGGAAUUGAUUUAGGAAAUUGUUAUUGUGGCAGGGAACGUAACUUAAACACUGUUGAACUUCAGUGUGCUGGUUGUUUGAAAUGGUUUCAUGACUCUUGUAUAACAUUUCCUCUUGGGUAAGAAUAUACUUAAAAUUCUAUGAAUAUUUUAAUACAUAAUAGUCACCCAUUGUAGUUUAGGCACUAAUAUUCUGUAAAUUUUAAUAAUAUGUUUUUUGGAACAUGAUGAAAUGUUGUUACUGAAAUACCAGGCUAUUUAACAUCUUUUAUUCAUUCUUUUCAUUGGUCAAUACAUUGUUAAUAUGCAUUUCCACCACAACUCUCUUCAUUUAACUGUGAAGUAAUGCUCAGAACAUGGAUCUAUAACUAUAUUUGACAAUAUUCUAUCUCUUUGCAUCGUUUUUAAGAUUUUUCUUUCUCUCUAAAGUGCAACAUAUAUACAGAGAGAAUUUUGUUGGAAUUUUUAGAAUUGUCAAUCCUUUAUGGCGUAUGGUGUGCUUG
Centruroides sculpturatus (bark scorpion) is the source of this 872-nucleotide messenger RNA. RefSeq names its product ELMO domain-containing protein F-like. The transcript has 2 exons. The record is from RefSeq and is a predicted model, not a curated record. Lineage: Eukaryota; Metazoa; Arthropoda; Arachnida; Scorpiones; Buthidae. Bases 106 to 492 code for a protein of 128 amino acids.